This is a messenger RNA of Arvicanthis niloticus (Nile rat), 1541 nucleotides long. The record is from RefSeq and is a predicted model, not a curated record. NCBI's taxonomy places the organism in Eukaryota, Metazoa, Chordata, Mammalia, Rodentia, Muridae.
ACCCGGAAAACCUCUUGCGCUGUGGAGGCACGCUUGCAUCCUGGGGUAUGCUUCUGCGAUCGCCAGAGUCGGGGUCUCUUCCCUGAUGGCUCGAGCUGCGGAGAGCAAGAAGAUGAAGACUAAGGCCACCGCGCCAGUGCCCCAACCUGGGCCUAUCAAGAAGCCCCCUAAGAAGAAAGCCAAGAAGUUCAGAAAGCGCAAAGCGCUGGGAGGAAAUGGAACUCCGGGAAGCGGCCCAGCUGCUGUCGCAGGCCGACCGCCAAAGGCCCCAGAAAACUUUUCUCAAAAUUGGAAGGCGCUGCAAGAGCUGCUGAAACAAAAGUCACAGGCCCCAGAAAAACCUCUUGUCUCUCAGAUGGAUGACAAAAUCACCCAGCAGAACAGAAAAAGGACCUCAGAUAAAUCAAAGGGAGACAAGAAGACAGAAAAAGACAGGACCACUGGGGGCUCUGUCACAUCUGCACCUAAGAAGGACAGGAAGACACUAGUGCCUCCCACCUACACCUCUGAAACAGAGCAGGAGAAAGGAGCAAGGAAGAGGACACAUAGUGACAUCCCUUCUCAUCAAGGGGAAACCAAGCAUAAGUUAGGAGCUAAGGAGGCAGCUGUCAUCUUGAGUCAGCCCACGCCCACUGAGAAUGACAUCUGGUUUGAUGAUGUGGAUCCAGAUGAUAUUGAGGCUGCCAUAGGCCCAGAGGCAGCCAUGCUGGUGCGGAAGAGGCUGGGGCAGAGCAAGCGUACCAUCUCCUUGGUGAAGGAACAGGCCUUUGGCGGCCUGACAAAAGCCUUGGCCCUGGAUUGUGAGAUGGUGGGAGUGGGUCCCAAAGGGGACGAGAGCAUCGCAGCCCGUGUGUCCAUCGUGAACCAGUAUGGAAAAUGUGUGUAUGACAAGUACAUCAAGCCAACUGAGCCAGUGACUGACUACAGGACGGCUGUCAGUGGGAUCCGGCCUGAGAACCUGAAGCAGGGAGAAGAGUUUGAAGUUGUGAAGAAGGAAGUGGCAGAAAUGUUGAAGGGCAGAAUCCUGGUGGGGCAUGCGCUACACAAUGAUUUAAAGGUUCUGUUUCUUGACCAUCCAAAAAAGAAAAUCAGGGAUACCCAAAAAUUCAAACCAUUCAGGAGGCGAGUAAAGAGUGGACGACCGUCUCUGAAACGACUUUCUGAGAAAAUUCUGGGGAUCAGGGUCCAGCAGGCAGAGCAUUGUUCAGUCCAGGAUGCACAGACAGCGAUGAGGCUUUACAUCAUGGUGAAGCGGGAAUGGGAGAGCAUUACUGCAGACCGACGAGGCCCAGCCGCCAAUCCACAGCACUGCAGCGAGUACGCUUAGCUCCAUCCUGCUGCCGUUGCCACCACCUCGUCCUUCAGUGACUCCUCAAGCCAGUGGCCGUCCGUGGGAUGGGGUUAUGAGGCCUGUCAAGUCUCUGCACAGCAGGGACUCUGUCUCUAGUGAGCUUUCUUGGAGCCCUGGCUGCAGGCCUGUGGCAUGUGAGCAGCUGGAACUUGCACCUGGACUACCAAGGCCUGGUCCCACACCUGUGUGU